This is a messenger RNA of Callithrix jacchus (white-tufted-ear marmoset), 5864 nucleotides long. The record is from RefSeq and is a predicted model, not a curated record. NCBI's taxonomy places the organism in Eukaryota, Metazoa, Chordata, Mammalia, Primates, Cebidae.
AAACAAUAACAACAACAAAAGUUCAAAACCUGAAAAGUGAACCAUGAAGCUCCAUGAAAAGGACCGAGGAGAAGACAAGGAAAGUGAUUCAGUGAAAAAGAAAUUGGGUGUGAAGCUACUGCAACUCCAGGGAAGAUGUACUUAUACUUGUAACACACCUGUAUCUGGUGACAGAGAUCAACACAAGUCCGUUUACCAAGUUACCAGGAAAGUGUGAAAUCGGCAAGCUGAACAUCAUUGUCUCCAUAGAGGUAUGAAAUGGAGGAUAAGGGUGUAGUCACCUGUUCGAGAUCACCCAGGACCCCACACAAGGGUCAUGUCAACAGACAGCAGUUCCCUCUAAGUAGACACUCUAUCUUUUCUUGGUGCUUACAUUAGGUGAGUCAAGGAUCGACUGUCUUGGUAUUUGGUGUAAUGAAGGAAGGGAUGUAGUCAUUUCAGACAUUCUGCUUCAAUGAUGCUCAAUAGAAAAUGCCCCUCCUUUUCCAACUCUUCCCUGCUAGAAAAUUUCCACCUUGCCCAAGACAACUUUCUAGCCUUAGGAAAUCAUCUGGAGGACAGUUUCAGGUCAGUUCCAGAAGUGAUGCCUAGCUACUGGAGCCCAUCCCUGAGCCAGGCUGGAAGAAGGCUAGGAAUACAAAGAGGCUUAGAAUUCUGUGGGUUUGCUGGGGCUGCCAGGACAAUGUCCCAUGGGCCGGGAGGCUUAAACAACAGAAAUGUAUUGUCUCACAGUCUUGGAAGCCAGAAGUCCAAGCUUAAAGUGUCAGCAGGUUAGUUCCUUCGGAAGCCUCCCUUCUUGGCGUCCGAAGGAAUUAAGCUGCUGACAUUUUCCCUGCACGCCUUCUCCCUGCAUCCUCACGUGGUCAUCCCUCUGGGUGCAUCUGUGUCCCCUCAUCUCCUCUUCUUUUUUUUUAAAUUGCAUUUUAGGUUUUGGGGUACAUGUGCAGAACAUGCAAGAUAGUUGCAUAGGUACACACAUGGCAGUGUGUUUUGCUGCCUUCCUCCCCUUCACCCACAUCUGGCAUUUCUCCCCAGGCUAUCCCUCCCCUGCUCCCCCCACCACUGUCCCUCCCCUAUUCCCCCCAAUAGACCCCAGUGUGUAGUACUCCCUUCCCUGUGUCCAUGUGUUCUCAUUGUUCAUCACCCACCUAUGAGUGAGAAUAUGCGGUAUUUCAUUUUCUGUUCUUGUGUCAGUUUGCUGAGAAUGAUGUUCUACAGAUUCAUCCAUGUCCCUACAAAGGACACGAACUCAUCAUUUUUGAUUGCUGCAUAAUAUUCCAUGGUGUAUAUAUGCCACAUUUUCCCAGUCCAGUCUAUCAUCGAUGGGCAUUUGGGCUUCUUAUAAGGACACCAGGCAUACUGAAUUACGGCCUCAUACAUAGGACCUCAUUUAAUCUUAUUACCUCUUCAAAAACCCUAUCUCUAAAUACAGCCACACUGUAAGCUACUGCAGGUGAGGACCUCAACAUGUCAGCGAAUCUGGGGGAACCCAGUCAGCCCACUGAGAUGCACACCGUCCCUGCCUGCAGUGAGCUCCUGUGCAGAGGGGAAGGCACAUGUGAGCAGAAGCACGUAGAGCACUGAGGCAGUGUGAGGUCAGGGAGGCUGCUGGGAGGAGGUGGCAAGGCAGCUGAGUGCUGAAGGGUGAGCACAGUUCAGGGGAGUCAGAAGGGAGGGCCUGAGCAAGGCCAGGAGAACCUGAAUGAGUAGGAGCUCCAUAAAGACAGGCAAGUGAUGAGUGACUGAAGGAACCAGUGAGUGUCAGAGCAGGUGGAACGUGCCCCAGCCCAGAACACAUGGGGAUGUUUGUCUUAUGACUUCGUCUAUGAUAGGAGUUGCUUCCUUUGUAGUUGCCUGGAGCUUGGGGCUGCUGGCAGUGUGGAAUGGGAAACUGGCCCUGGCUUUGGAGGCGGGCUCCUCUCUGCUCCCCCUGAACUUCAGCUGUUGUCCCAAAAUGUAGGUCUGAUAGCUCCUCUGAGGACUGGACGAUAUCAUGAAUGUGAAUGCACUUGGGAAAGUCCUGUGCAUGUGUAACAUGAGCUGAAGGUGAGGCAGGUGCUUUGGCUACCGGGAGCCCUGGUUAGCUGCCAUCUGUGUUUGGGAGAGACCCAUCCUCCCUCUUACUUUCUGUCCAGCUGUAGUUACAUAUUUGCAUUGACCACCUAAUUUCUGGCACCUUUUGAGUUUUCAAUCCCAACAGAGAACUAACUAUAAAACAAUUUUUAAUGAGAUGAGGGGUCACCUGAUCCAAUCUGAGCUUUAGCAAAAUCUGGUAAGGUCCCAGCUGUUACAGAUGAGGAAACAGGGAGGGUACAGAGAAGGUAGUCAGAGCAGUGGGAUGAUGAGGAGGAAAUGAGAUGAUGAAAAUGCAGUCCCCAUCAGGAUGGCACAGGGGCAGAGGGGCCCUCCAUGCACAGGGAUGGGGCUGUCCCUGCCCCUCCUCUGCCCACCUCCUGCACUUCAGGCACCAAACAUGCCCCACUGACAGUGUCACUCCCCCACACAGCAGGCAUCUGUUCCUGCGGGCCCUGGCUCCUUGACCUCUCACCCCACAUCCUUCUCAGUCUGCUCAGAAGCUGCCUCUUCCAGGGAAUCUCAGAUCCAGCUGAGAUUGGUGCGAUGCCUCCUCCAUGCUGUCCUGAGAAAUCCUCCACUGUUUCAGGUCAUGUUAUAAUCGAGGAUUUGCACAUCAGAAUGCCACUCUAGGCCCACCACUCAGUGAGGAAACCAGGCUGCAUGGCUGAAAUCCAGUUCAAGUAAUAGCCACUUCUCAGGGGCAUGCCUGACUCAUCAAUAUGCAGAAGGACAAGUAAACUGAAUGACAGAUGCACUCAGUACACCCCAGCCUAACUCCUGAGGGGUGGUUUUCCUUUUGGGAAGUCUUGGUUCCCCACUUGGUUUGAGCGGCCACAUUUCCACCACUGUGCACAUCCAGGCUGGAUGCUUCCACGUGCACUUCACAUUCUAGGUUCCUGGCAUGUCUGCCAUACUCCACACCUUUUAUUUUAGUGUAUGCUUUUUACUAAACCUACUUUGCUGGCUUUUCAGUCUCUCUUUUGUGGACUGAACCCUACCUUGCCUCCUGGGCAUCCUACAUUCACCAAGCCUGCCCCUGGCUCUGGCCCAGCCUCUGCUCUGCUCUGAUUCUGGGAGCAAACUGUCCUAGCCAAAACUGAAGGUGCUUCUCUGAUCUCUGAGGCAGCAUGGCCAUGCAAUGAAUUGGUUCUCACAACGCCCUGGUGCCUUCUCAGUGUGGUCCUUGAGCCAGCCUGGGGCUGGCACACAGGACGUGUUCCCUCAGACAAUGGUGAAUGAGCAGGAGAGAGUAAUGAGACCAAGAGGCGAAUUCUUUUUCUUGCAAACCCACAGCCCUUGCCUUUGUUCUAGACUGCGAGAUAGCCCGCGCUCAUUUCCAGCAUGCUGCUUGGGGCUGAGUGUUUUCUAUCUGAGCUUCCGAAGAAUUCUGCAGGACAGUCAGAGUGGGGUCAAUCUUCCAUUUUACAGUGGUAGAAGUGGCAGCUCAGAGAACAAAGUGACCUACCUGAGGACACACGGUUAAAAAGUGGAGGAGUCGGGGCAAAGCCCUACCCAGACUUCUGAGUCAAAGUCAGCCACCUCCCCAUUCUGUCCCAAGCGUUAGGGAGGUAACCUAGGAUAAGGGCAGUCACACUGCUCCAGGACUUGUUAAGAGAGAAAAAUAAAAAGAUGCUGAGAAAAAAAAUCCGCCCCCUGGUGGUGAUCCAGGAGAGGACAGAUUUCCCCUUUUGGACUCUUUCGUUGCUGUAAUAACUUAGGAGCAGGGAAAAAAAAAAUGUUGCCCCAUUUCCUGUUCAGGCAUGAUCAAAUUGCCACACUUCCUGUCGGAAACUCCCGCCCUUCUUCCUGUGGACUCUGCCUCCUUAUUCACGGAGAUGCCUUGGCAGAGUCCGGGGUCCCUGGGCUGAGCUAUCAGCUGGGUCACCAAGACCCGUGCCAAGUAAACAAAAUAUGAAUUCCAAGGAACUGGGCCUAGUUUCCCUCACAGACGACACCAGCCAUGCUGGGCCUCCAGGGCCAGGGAGGGCGCUGCCAGAGUGUGAUUACCUGAGGAGCAGGGUGCGAGGUGGGAGGAGAAGAAAGGACUGGUCCUGCUCGCUCCUCGUGGCCUCUCUCACCGGCGCCUUCGGCUCCUCCUUCCUCUACGGCUACAACCUGUCGGUGGUGAACGCCCCCACCCCGUACAUCAAGGCCUUUUACAAUGAGUCAUGGCAAAGAAGGCAUGAACAUCCAAUAGACCCGGACACUCUGACUCUGCUCUGGUCUGUGACCGUAUCCAUAUUCGCCAUCGGUGGACUUGUGGGGACGUUAAUGGUGAAGAUGAUUGGAAAGGUCCUUGGGAGUGGAGUGGAGGCUACCUGGGAAGGAAGAGGUGAGACCCAAUGCAGAAGACUGACACGCCUUGGCUCAGAGAAGGGAGAGCUCGUCCAGGUGCAGGUGGGCAGGAAGCGCACUUUGCUGGCCAAUAAUGGGUUUGCAAUUUCUGCUGCAUUGCUGAUGGCCUGCUCGCUCCAGGCAGGAGCCUUUGAAAUGCUCAUCGUGGGACGCUUCAUCAUGGGCAUAAAUGGAGGCAUUGCCCUCAGUGUGCUCCCCAUGUACCUCAGUGAGAUCUCACCCAAGCAGAUCCGUGGCUCUCUGGGGCAGGUGACCGCCAUCUUCAUUUGCAUUGGUGUGUUCACUGGGCAGCUGCUGGGCCUGCCUGAGCUGCUGGGAAAGGAGAGUACCUGGCCAUACCUGUUUGGAGUGAUUGUAGUCCCUGCCGUCGUCCAGCUGCUGAGCCUGCCCUUUCUCCCUGACAGCCCAUGCUACCUGCUAUUGGAGAAGCACAAUGAGGCGAGAGCUGUGAAAGCCUUCCAGACGUUCUUGGGUAAAGCAGACGUUUCCCAAGAGGUAGAAGAGGUCCUGGCUGACAGCCGCGUGCAGAGGAACAUCCGCUUGGUGUCUGUGCUGGAGCUGCUGAGAGCUCCCAAUGUCCGCUGGCAGGUGGUCACCGUGAUCGUCACCAUGGCCUGCUACCAGCUCUGUGGCCUCAAUGCGAUUUGGUUCUAUACCAACAGCAUCUUUGGAAACGCUGGGAUCCCUCCGGCAAAUAUCCCAUACGUCACCUUGAGCACCGGUGGCGUCGAGACUUUGGCUGCCAUCUUCUCUAGCUUGGUCAUUGAGCGCCUGGGACGGAGACCCCUUCUCAUUGGUGGCUUUGGACUGAUGGCCCUCUUCUUUGGGACCCUCACCAUCACGCUGACCCUGCAGGACCGUGCCCACUGGGUCCCCUACCUGAGUAUCGUGUGCAUUCUGGCCAUCAUCGCCUCCUUCUGCAGUGGGCCAGGUGGCAUCCCGUUCAUCUUGACCGGUGAGUUCUUCCAGCAAUCUCAGCGGCCCGCUGCCUUCAUCAUCGCAGGCACCGUCAACUGGCUCUCCAACUUUGCUGUUGGGCUCCUCUUCCCAUUCAUUCAGAAAAGUCUGGACACCUACUGUUUCCUAGUCUUUGCUACAAUUUGUAUCUCAGGUGCCUCCUACCUAUACUUUGUCUUACCUGAGACCAAAAACAGAACGCAUGCAGAAAUCAGCCAGGCAUUUUCCAAAAGGAACAAAGCAUACCCACCAGAAGAGAAAAUUGACUCUGCUGUCACUGAUGAUAAGACAAACGGAAGGCCUGAACAAGACUCCUCCACGUUGGACAAUUAUGUCAAAAACAGGAUUGUCUAAAUGGAUGAUCUCACUUUUCAGGAGACUAAAAAUUUAACCAUUAUUGGGAGGCUUAAAUGAAUUGGAGCUAUGCAAGUCUUUUACAUUAUUAAGUAUUUACAAGUAAACCUGUACUAAUCUAA